GUGUAUAUCUAUCGUACAUCCCUUUAAGCUGUUCCCCAUCUGUCACAUCAAGUCAAACAAAUGUUUGAUAAAUUGUUUCAGGAUAAUGAGUAAGAGUGCUCUAUUGCAAUUGAUUAUUAAUAACAUUUGAAUUUACAACGAGGAAACAAAGUAAAUAUUAUUUUUAAACAUAACACGUACAAUACCAGCCAGUAAAUUCUUGAACUGACCCGAUAUUAUAGUGAGAGCGAAGAGAAAAUGGCUAACGAAAACGCAAAGAAUUUCGCAAACUUGGAGACUCCUGGUUAUGUUGGUUUUGCCAACUUACCAAAUCAAGUGCACCGUAAGUCAGUAAAGAAGGGCUUUGAAUUCACUCUAAUGGUGGUUGGAGAGAGUGGUUUGGGGAAAUCGACACUUGUAAAUUCUCUGUUCCUUACUGACUUAUAUCCUGAACGUGUCAUACCUGAUGCUACUGAGAAAACAAAUCAAACUGUAAAAUUGGAUGCAUCAACUGUGGAGAUUGAGGAGAGGGGAGUGAAACUCAGAUUGACAGUUGUGGAUACACCUGGAUAUGGUGAUGCUAUUGAUAACACUGAUUGCUUCCGAUCAAUAAUACAAUAUAUAGAUGAACAGUUUGAGAGAUUCUUACGCGACGAGAGCGGCCUCAAUCGUCGGAACAUCGUCGACAACCGCAUACAUUGCUGCUUCUACUUCAUAUCGCCUUUUGGACAUGGGCUGAAACCGCUGGACAUUGAGUUCAUGAAGCAGCUUCAUAACAAAGUGAAUAUUGUGCCUGUUAUUGCUAAAGCAGAUUGCCUCACCAAGAAGGAAGUACAAAGGCUCAAAUCUAGAGUGAUGGAAGAAAUUGAACGAGAAGGCAUCAAGAUAUAUCCGCUGCCGGACUGCGAUAGUGAUGAGGACGAAGAUUAUAAGGAGCAGGUUCGUCAGCUGAAGGCUGCUGUGCCAUUCGCUGUGUGUGGUGCCGGGCAGCAGCUGGAGGUGCGCGGGCGACGUGUACGAGGCCGUCUCUAUCCUUGGGGCGUUGUUGAAGUCGAAAACCCUGAGCACUGUGACUUCAUCAAGCUGAGGACUAUGCUCAUUACUCACAUGCAGGACCUGCAGGAAGUUACACAAGAGGUGCACUACGAGAACUAUCGUUCUGAACGUCUGGCCCGCAACGGACAAGUACCUAAGCGACACACGUCAACUGAGAGUGGUCUGAGUGAGGCUGAUUCCAACGGACUGAAUGGAUCUAAUGAAGAUUCUUCUGAACGUGAACGCGUGCUUCGUGAAAAGGAGGCGGAGCUGCGACGUAUGCAGGAGAUGCUGGAACAGAUGCAGCGCCAGAUGCAGCUGCAGGCCGCCGGCGGUACCACCGCAUAGUCCGCGAACAUCCAACAGUUGGACACAAGUACGGCUGUCCAACUGCCGGACGCUUGCGACGUCGUCAAUUCAAUACUGCGCGCCAUUCCGUACUGCGUCACCAGAACAUAACCUAUAAAUGUGUCACGUGACCUUCAUAUAAUCAAUCAUACAGUUACUACAACGCUUCCCUUACUUUAAUAAUCUAAAUGCAGAUAUUUUAAGCUAUAAAAUAAGUUUUUUUUUUUGUAUUUCAUUUAAAACAGUUACUCCAUUAUAUAGAAUUGUGAAGUUGGUGUCGCCACUGUCGAUAAUACAGCCAGCUGAUUGGUCGGUAAUAUUUUGACAUUUCUAUAUGUAUGUAACUCUAGUUUUUUUACAAUAAGUUGAUCAGAAAUGCUU
Messenger RNA from Papilio machaon (common yellow swallowtail), 1743 nucleotides. RefSeq names its product septin-1 (gene Septin1). Gene Ontology annotation, cellular component: septin ring; synaptic vesicle; cell division site. Bases 238 to 1362 code for a protein of 374 amino acids. The transcript has 11 exons. Gene Ontology annotation, molecular function: GTPase activity; molecular adaptor activity; GTP binding. Gene Ontology annotation, biological process: regulation of exocytosis; cell division; cytoskeleton-dependent cytokinesis. NCBI's taxonomy places the organism in Eukaryota, Metazoa, Arthropoda, Insecta, Lepidoptera, Papilionidae. The record is from RefSeq and is a predicted model, not a curated record.